Thelazia callipaeda (thelaziosis nematode) is the source of this 1731-nucleotide messenger RNA. NCBI's taxonomy places the organism in Eukaryota, Metazoa, Nematoda, Chromadorea, Rhabditida, Thelaziidae. The record is from the annotation of a GenBank genome assembly.
AUGACUUUACGACUUUUCGGAUUUGCUCAUAUUGUGGAUGUAGAAGUUGAUCGUACUGCUAUGACUAGCCAUCACAACGCAUCUGCCGUCGCAGUCGGCAUUGCACCUGACAAUCAGUCUGUGUGCAUUAUUGAUGCUAGUCAAGUUGAAUUAUGGAGGUGGCGUAUCCCAAUGCUAAAUGUGUUCCGGUUGGGUACUGUAUUGUUAGGUUUUCAUAACCGGGAAAACAACAUGAAAGUUGGAAGUACAAAAAUCUUGAGAUUCCAAAAUACUAAAGGCAUGUUACAAAGUAUUUUAGAUGUGUCUGAAUUUUUAACGGCUUUAAAAAUGUGCCAGUCUAUAAAACCAUCUCGCUCAACAGCUUCAGCAGGUAGUGAUAAUGAGAAGGUGUCAGUAUUUGAUGCAAGGACCGAAGUCGCAUCUGCUACACAAUACUUUCAGUUUUAUGGAUACUUAUCUCAACAGCAGAAUAUGAUGCAAGAUUAUGUUCGAACAUCAACAUAUCAGCGAGCUAUCCAUAUAAAUUCAAAGGAUUUCCGGGAUAAGGUAGUAUUAGAUGUAGGAGCAGGGAGUGGCAUUCUUUCGUUUUUUGCUGUGCAGUCUGGUGCUCGACAUGUGUAUGCAGUUGAAGCAAGUUCUAUGGCGAUACACUGCGCGGAACUUGUUAGAUCUAAUAACUUGACUGAUAAAAUUACAAUCGUUGCUGGACGUGUAGAAGAUGUUUCAUUACCCGAACCUGUUGAUAUCAUCAUAUCAGAACCUAUGGGUUAUAUGUUGGUAAAUGAGCGAAUGCUUGAGAGUUACAUACACGCCAAAAAAUUUCUUAAAAUGGGAGGUCGAAUGUUUCCAUCUAGAGGAGAAUUGCAUUUUGCUCUGUUUAACGAUGAAGCUCUUUAUAUUGAACAAACCUCCAAGGCGAAUUUUUGGUGUCAAGAAAACUUUCAUGGUGUCAACUUAUCCAGUUUACGACCUCAAGCACUUGCUGAAAUAUUCAAACAGCCAGUUGUGGAUACUUGGCAUUUGAACUGUUUAAUGACUGGAAGUGUUAAAUGGAUCAUUGAUUUUGAAAAAGAUUCUGAAUCAAGUUUGCAUAAAAUAUACAUACCGUUUGAUUUAAUGGUAACGAAAGCUGGACAUGUUCAUGGAAUUGCUUCUUGGUUCGAUGUCGCUUUUGUGGGGUCAACGGAAACAAUUUGGCUAUCUACGGCACCUACAGAACCAUUGACACAUUGGUAUCAAGUACGUUGUCUUUUUAAUAGGCCUUUAAUGGUUUAUGCUGGUCAAAUAGUACGAGGUGCCAUCGAAAUGAUUGCCAAUGAAAGGCAAAGUUAUGAUGUUAAUAUAUGGGCAGAAGCAGGUUCAUAUCGUGUAAGCAACACUUUGGAUUUGAAGAAUCCUUUAUUUCGAUAUACAGGAACGGCAGUCAUCCCUCCUACUGGUUGUACUAAUGAAUCUCCAUCUGAUACAUUAUUACAAAACACUGGAUUAUUAGCGAGCACGGAAGCUAAUCAUAUAGACUACAGUGUGCAGAAUAUGAUCAAUGGUUUGACUGAUGGUUACUGUACUCACGCACACACAGUUGAUAUCAGAUCUGCUGUCAGUAAUCUACCUUUAACUGCUGAUAUGCAUAUAUCUCCUGCACAAGACGUGAAUCGCGAUAUUUUUCGAAUACUUACUCAGUCUCAUUCUCAAAUUAUGCAUGGACAAAAUGUGAUGAAACCAGGACGUUAA